Oncorhynchus tshawytscha (Chinook salmon) is the source of this 3175-nucleotide messenger RNA. RefSeq lists its product as uncharacterized. The coding region runs from base 97 to 1260 and encodes 387 amino acids. Gene Ontology annotation, cellular component: MIS12/MIND type complex. The transcript has 11 exons. Lineage: Eukaryota; Metazoa; Chordata; Actinopteri; Salmoniformes; Salmonidae. Gene Ontology annotation, biological process: cell division; mitotic sister chromatid segregation. The record is from RefSeq and is a predicted model, not a curated record.
AUCUUGAGAGGAGGAGACCGCAACUCGUCCCCCAAAAAACAGCUUUAGGGACGGUUCAUGCAGAGAAAUGGUAGCUAGAUCCUAAGUAGUCAAAAGAUGUUCAUAGGGGGCCACGUCGCUCAAUGCUACAUUUUCCGACAUGCAUAUCUGUACAUGGGAGGGGCGAUUUUGUUUGUGCGCGGGCAGAUUUUUCAAAACAAAAUGGCGGAUAUUCAUUCUGGAGAGCAAUCGGAAAGCUGCGACAGCUCUGCAGAACACCAGAAGAUGGUCCACCAAGAAGAAAUCCCUCAGCAGGGACUUAAAAGAGUUUGCCCUGGGAGUCCAAGCCCAGCAGCUCCUCACCCCAAAUCUCCCCGCAGACACACUCCUUCCUCCACCACCACACAUAUGUCAGAAACAACGGAGGUACAGAUGGAGCCGUGUUCUGGAGGAGAGGGGCAGCAAAGGGACUCUGAGGGGGGUGUUCUAACAGAGGGUCGGUCGUUGAGCCCCAGCAGCACGCAAAGGAAAUCCUGGAGGAGGUCGACCAGGGGCCGACGCUCUCUCCCUGCCCUCUCCAACACCUCCCAGACUCUAUGCAGGUCAAUCAGCCAAUCCCUACCCGAGGAAGAGAGGCUGGAGAAACUGAUGGAGGCUUCUAUGAGGCUGGCAGUUGAGAAGUUACAAGACUCACUGAGCACGACACCCAACGGCAGUUUAGAGUCACUUCAGACACAAGUGGAGGAUGUACAGAAGGGGUGGUGUUGCCUGGCCAAAGACCUACGCAGUGUGCCACAGUGUCAACAACCUCCCACAAGCACAGCCAAUGACACUGCAAUGCAGAACACCUUGGAGCAGACCAGGAAGGCUAUACACAGGCUGCAGGCUGAGAGUGCAUCUUGGGACUCCCUGUUAGACAAGCAUCGGAGUAAAGCUGAAGAAUUGGCCAGGCGAGUGGAGCAGUGCCAGGAGACGGGGGUGACAUUAGACCCUAGCUGCCUGGCCCAGUCCUCACAGAGCCAGCUCAUCCUGAACAAACCUGAUUACCACAGCCUGCUCGGCAGACAGCAGCCCGUACUGUCCACUAUGGACAUGGUGAUGGACACCCAGUGUAAGAUGGUCAGGGAGCUGCUGUCCAUUCUCGAACAGUCUCAGCUACUGGUGAAGGAGACAAGCUGCAGAUUGGCGACUGAUGUGGGAUUCCAGGAACUCUCCUCUGACCCAGUCAGGGAUCUACUGGCAGGACCCCCACCCUCUGUAUCAACCAAUGCAUCAUCCUAGUACCUCUGUCUUAGGGUUGUCACAAUACAGAAUCACGGUACAACCAUACUAGAUUUUUCAUGGCAAGAAAAAGAACUAAGCAGACUGAAUUUCUGGCUUUGUACAAGCAAGACAAAGCACACCUUGAAUAGAAAUGACUGUAUUGUGACCUUUCAUCUCGUCCAGGUUCACUCAAUGAAUGACCAAUAGAAAGAUCAGUCUGGCUUUUUCUGUGUUUUCUGUAUUUAUGGGUCUUCACUCUGUACCCAUGGCUCUCUAAGUUAGCUGUUCUCUUUGGUGCCUUGUGGUUGUUUGUAAAUAAUAGUCUCUGGUAUCUUUCUUCAUGGGAUGAAUGUUGAUUAUUUCUGCUAUAACCUAUCUAUUGUAAUCCUAUUCCACCACUAUACUAUGGCACCUUAUUCCUUAUAUAGUGCACUAAUUUGUACCAGAGUGCUAUGGGCCCUUGGUCAAAAUUAUUACUUUUAUAUAGGUUACAGGGUGCCAUUUGGGACAGACACCCCACUCUCCCUACAAAAUGUAUGCUGUUGGCCACCAGAGGGCGAUCUCACCUUUUAUUUAGGCAGUUUCUGAAUAUUCACCUAUAGUAAAAGAUGUAGAAAAUAUUCACCUGCAGUGGAUGUCUUUUGGGGCUAAUUUGCACGAUACCAGCUUUCCUUUAUUUUCCUGUAUAUUCUUGUAAAAAAAAAAGUGAAUGAUUUUUACAUUAUUAACAGCAAUUAUCUGAAUUUGUCUUUUACUUUCUGACCAUUGAAUUGGUUGUUUUAAAACCAGGUCCCAAUCGUUUUUGUUUUUAACCCUUCAUAAACAAGAAAAUGAGAAAUGUUAUUCCAUCCCAACUCCUUUGAAACAUUAUUGGUUUCAGUGUGUAACAAGGGGACGAAUUCUCUUUACACACAACUUGUUAGUUCUCACAACACACCCUUGUAUCUUAUGUAUUAUAAUUUACUCCCUGUCCCUUUCUUAUCCUGUAAUCUUUUCUGUUUUGGCCAGAUUCGGUCCUCUUUUCUCUCCUCUGGCACUGCUGUCUUCCUCUGUCCCUUCUUCUGUCCAUCAGGGAGGAAGCCCCUCCCCCACCUCACCGUGAUUCCCUCCCUCUCCUUUCACCAGGUUACUGAUGCAGAACGAAGGCCUGACAUUAUGCCAAGUAUUUCAUAACCCCCCCCCUUUUUUUUCCUUUUUCAAUAUCAUUCACUCACUAUCACCUCUUUAAAUCUUCUCACCGUAUUUCAUGCUAUAUGGUUGUGCCUCUUACCAGGAGAAACAUGAACAAUUGAAUGUGGCCCUGACGUCAAUGAGGAAUAAUUCCUCAUAACUGUAACAGUCAAUAGCUACAUUUGCAUGAACAGUGUGAUGUCUUUUUUUAAGAAACUGUGUGAAAGGAAUUAGACGGGCUCAAAUUCUGCCCAAAUAGGAAAGGUGUCCUGCACCUAAUGACUGAAAUCACCAUGAUAUUUGGUCUUAUUUAUUGCUGUAUUACAAACAUGUAUUUUCUGUGGGCUGUUCUUGCAUUGGGGGGUGGUGCAUGGUGAGAAUGAGAGAGAGGACAGAGGGAGAAAAGUGGGGUCGUGAGCGCGGGAGAGUCAUGGAGGGAGGGUGGUGCACGGCAAGGGAUCGAUUCUUAUUUGGAUGGAAAUAAGGCUGGGUGCUUGUGGAAUGAGAGAGAGGGCAUCUCCUGCUUACAAAUUGAAAGAAGUCAAGUCACGUAUUCAUAUACUGAAGAAACACAUUCACAGAACAAACAGGACCUAAAAAGAGAAAUAUAGUAGAGAACUAGAUACAAAAUAUGGAUUAGCACAUUAGGUAUGGAUCAUGUAUACAUUCUUUAGAUUUGACAUCACUGCUUUACAUUAGUCUUACAAUAUAGAGUUUGCAAAUGGACCAAAAAUGUUUUCAAAUAAACUGGGUUGAACAUGAA